Molecule: messenger RNA, 1935 nt
Organism: Poecilia latipinna (sailfin molly)
Lineage: Eukaryota; Metazoa; Chordata; Actinopteri; Cyprinodontiformes; Poeciliidae
Product: RNA binding protein fox-1 homolog 2-like
Exons: 10
Coding region: 169-888 (239 amino acids)
Biological process (GO): regulation of alternative mRNA splicing, via spliceosome; nervous system development
Cellular component (GO): cytoplasm; nucleus
Molecular function (GO): mRNA binding
Source: RefSeq, a predicted model, not a curated record
CAGGGAAAGACAGAGGAGACGUCUCAGGGCGAGGCGGGAGCGCAGUGUUCUGCAGGAGGCACAGGCGCGGGCGGCUCAACGGGAGACUCCGCGGAGGCCAAGGGGACCCCCAAGCGCCUCCACGUCUCCAACAUCCCCUUCCGCUUCCGGGACCCGGACCUCAGGCAGAUGUUUGGGCAAUUUGGGAAGAUUCUGGAUGUAGAGAUUAUUUUCAAUGAGAGAGGGUCAAAGGGUUUCGGCUUUGUGACAUUUGAAAACAGCGCCGACGCGGAGAAAGCCAGAGAAAAGCUCCACGGCACGCUGGUGGAGGGCCGUAAAAUCGAGGUGAAUAAUGCCACCGCCAGGGUGAUGACUAACAAGAAAAUCGUCAGCCCUUACCCUAAUGGAGAGGCUCUCAGCACGCUGCCCUAUGCAGGGUGGAAGUUAAGUCCCAUGGUGGGAGCUGUGUACGGCCCAGAAAUCUACGCAGUCCCUGGGUUUCCCUACCCAACCGCAGCGGCUGCGGCGGCAGCCACGACGGCGGCGGCGGCGUUCCGUGGCGCCCACCUCAGAGGCCGAGGCCGGCCCGUUUACAGCGCCGUCAGGGCGGCCGUGCCUCAGCCCACCAUCCCUGCCUACCCUGGCGUGGUGUAUCAGGAUGGGUUUUACGGAGCUGCAGACUUAUAUGGAGGCUAUCCUGCCGCUGCCGCCGCCGCCGCCGCAUAUCGCUACGCCCAGCCUGCUGCCGUAACCGGAGCAACGGCCGCAGCUGCUGCCUACAGUGACAGUUAUGGGCGGGUAUACACCACAGAUCCGUACCACGCUUUAACUCCAGCUGCUGCUGCUUAUGGAGUGGGAGCCAUGGCUAGUUUAUACCGGGCGGGAUACAGUAGGUUUGCUCCUUACUAAAGCCACAAAAAAAAAAAAUCCCAUCCAAGGAAUUCCACUUCUCUCCAAAACUCCCUCUGAAGCUCCGUGUUUUUGGCAGGAGCCUCCCCUCCAUUUUAUCUGCAGGCAGACUAUAAUAGUGACAGCUCACUUCUUCUUUUUUUCUUUUUUUUUAGUUUUGUUUUUUCCUCUCUCUCUCUCUCUUUUUAUUUUGUGGUUGUUGCCACAUCACCAAAACCAAACUCUGCCUGUAAUUUUUUUCUGUCGCCGACAUGAAACCAGUGGGGGGUAAAAGAAAAAAAAAAAAUUAAAAAAAAAAAAACCUGCCAUGAUGAGCGUCUCCCACGUAUGAAGCCGGAGCCUGCUGCUGGUUUGAACUUCACAGCAGCAUUUGGGAUUAUUUUAAGAGGGAAAACAAAACUAUGGGACCCAGGCGGCGAGGGACCUCUGAAACACUACAAAUCUUCUUUUUUUUCUCCCCAUAUGAGCUGCCCUGUAAGACCCAACCCAACCCGACCCACUUAAACCCACAGCUACAUUCAGCACCAAGUGUAACGUUUUUCUCUCCCGGUGUUGGACUGAACUGCGACUCUGAACUGCCACAGCAUUAAUGUACAAAGGUACUUUUUGUUUUUAAACACUACAUUUACAGCUACACACAGCAUAGAUCUGCUGCAAUCAUCUUUUCUGGCUUACUAGUUAAAACAAUAAUGAGAAACAAAAAAAAAAGGAUGAAACCAAGUACUUGAUUCAGGAUAUAGGAUUUUCUUUUGUUCUUCGUUUCAUUUCAAUGAUGGAAACCACUGCUUCGAACUAUAUCCCACUGCCUUCUUUGUCAUUUCAAUUCAGUAUACUCGAGAAAACUCAAGAAGACGAGAUAAUCAGUCCUCCGAUACGUUUGAAGGUGACAAGGAAAGAUACAUUUUUCUGCAUUACCUCAGUUGUUUGCUUUGCAACUCGAACAGAGAUGAUUAUUUCCUUCAGCGGACGUGAUUCCAGUUCGUUACGAAAGUUUGGCGCCUCACUCUUGAUACUUUAUUUUGCUUCUUCCAAAAAGUCAAAAAAGGA